Molecule: messenger RNA, 3051 nt
Organism: Symbiodinium sp. CCMP2456
Lineage: Eukaryota; Dinophyceae; Suessiales; Symbiodiniaceae
Source: the annotation of a GenBank genome assembly
AUGGAGGGAGACGUCAUGUCAGGACGCCUUGUGCCGGAUGCGUUGUGGGAAGAGAUCGAACCGUUGUUCCCGGUGCACGAGCCGUCGCCGGAAGGAGGCCGCAAGCCGAUCGACGACCGCACGGUGUUCACGCUAUUGGUGUUCCGCCUGAAGACGGGGGUUGGCUGGCGGGACCUGCCGAUCGAGAUGGGCGCGAGCCAGAGCACGGUGCGUCGGCGGCUGAAGGAGUGGACCGAGUUUGGGCUGUGGGCGUUGAUCGUCGAGCGGCUGCUCACGCGUCUGAAGGUCGACGGGCGCGCCCUGCGGCGGGGAAAAUGCGGGCCGAACCCGACGGACAGGGGACGCAGCGGCAGCAAGCUGAACGUGAUGACCGACGCCCACGGCACACCGCUGGCGGUGAUCGUCUCCGCGGCGAACGAGCACGACGUGCGGUUCCUGCUGCCGUUGGUGCUCCUGGGGUUUCCACGCUUGGGCGGCACGCCGGGCCGGCCGCGGGAGAAACCCGAGUUGGUGCGGGCGGACACCGGCUACACCUCCGCCGACCUGCUCGGCCUGCUGGACGCGUGUGGCGUCGAGGCCCAGAUCCCUCAACGCGGCAAAGACAACCCAAGCGGCUUGGGCAAGCAGCGGUGGCCCGUCGAAAGGGCUAUCGCCUGGCUCAAGCAAUACCGAGCCGUCGGCGUCCGGCGAGACCGCGACGACACCAACUACGUGGCGGCCGUCCAACUCGCUUGCGCCCUCAUCGCAAUCUCCGCUCGUUGCGAAGCAGGUAAAGCUAGCCCCUGGCCCCUCCCAAAGAUGCUCCGCUACUGGACCGCCGGUGAAUCGCAUGGCCAGACGCUCCUCGCCCUGGUCGAUGGCUUCCCCGCCGGCGUGACGCUCGACACCGCCGGCAUCGACGCCGACCUCAAGCUCCGCCAAGGGGGCUACGGCCGUGGCGGGCGGCAACGCAUCGAGACUGACACCGUCCAGGUCCGCACCGGCAUCUGGCACGGCGUGUCGCUCGGUUCGCCGAUCGCGCUGGAGGUCGUCAACAAGGACUACAAGCUCGAACGGCUCGAAGACCUCCCGCGUCCCCGGCCCGGUCACGCCGACCUCACCGGCAGCAUCAAGCACCUCGGCGGCAUCCGCCCGAUCCUUGAGCGUUCCAGCGCGCGCGAAACCGCCGUCCGCGUCGCUGCUGGCGGCUUAGCGAAACUCUUGCUCAAAGAGUUCGGAAUCGAAACCAUCGGCUACGUCGUCGAACUCGGCGGCGAGCGGAUCGAACCUGUCGAGGGGACGAUCGCCGAGCUCCGUGCGAUCCGCGACAAGAGCGAGGUCUACGCCCUCAACCCCGAGCGUGACGAAGCGAUCAAGGAACACAUCAAGACGACCGGCAAGGCGGGCGAUACGCUCGGCGGCGUCGUUGAAGUACGCGUUGAUGGCCUGCCAAUCGGCCUCGGGACGCACGCCCAGUGGGACCGCAAGCUCGACGGCCGCCUCGCGCAGGCAGUGAUGGCGGUGCAGGCGAUCAAGGGCGUCGAGAUUGGCCUCGGCUUCGAGGCGGCCCGCCGCCCCGGCUCGAAGGUCCACGACCCGAUCCACUUCGACGAGUCGCAGCGCGACACGCCCAACCUCGGCUUCACCCGCCCCACCAACAACGCGGGCGGCCUCGAAGGGGGCAUGACCAACGGCCAACCCCUCAUCGUCCGCGCCGCCAAGAAGCCGAUCAGCACGCUCGCCAAGCCGCUGGCAAGCGUGAACCUCCAGACAAAGGAGGAAGACGUGGCGAGCUACGAACGCUCGGACGUCUGCGCAGUUCCCGCCGCGAGCAUCAUCGUCGAAGCGGUAGUCGCGUUCGAGAUCGCGGCCGCCCUGGUCGAUAAGUUCGGUAGCGACAGCCUCGAAGAGAUGAAGCGCCGCCUCUGCCGCUUGCUAUUCGUUCUCGGCUGCGUGCUGCCGACGCUAGCGGUGGCGGGUUUUACUUCGGGGCGGUUGCGGCCGUCUUAUGCGGACGAGUUGCUAGCGGUGGUUGGUGAACGUCUCGGCGCCAGCAUCGCCUGUGAAUCCCUGGCGACGCCACGGCCGGGUGUCUACGAGCUACGACGCGUCACGCUCGCUAGCGUCAACGAUGGUCGCGAGUUCGCCACCUGUGACGCAGUGAGAGUGACGUUGGGCAACGGUGGCGUGCAGUUUGCCGCGAAGAGCGUCUCGGUCCGGCAACCCGCCGACGCUUGGGCCCUGCAGAUGCUCCAGUCGGGCGUUGUCGCGGAAGGCCAGAUCGCCACGCUCUCGGUCGAUGGCUGCGACGACUACCAACGAGUGACCGCCUCGCUUGCGCGGGGCGUCGCAGAACUCGCUUGCGCAGGCGGCGACACGCUCGUCGCCAAGAUCGAUAAUGGCGUCUGUAACGCCGAGCUUCAAGCAUCGCGCCCCGUCGCCGUGGUCUGGAUUCCUUGUCGGUCGCUGCACGCCAUUGCUGCUCAGCGCCAUAGCUUUGCCGGCACGCUUACCGCAACAACGCCGCUCGACGGCGGCCCCGUCUCCGGCGCCGUCGACGGUCGCUUGGAACUUCACUCGAUCGGCUUUGACGGCCUCAAAGCGGAGCGCGGCGCCGUCGACGCGUUUGAGCUCACUUGGCAUGGCGAGAAGAUUGAACGCUUCGCAGGCCGACUCGACUUACGCGAUGGCUGGCUGGCUCGUCCGCUUGUCGAAGGCAUGAGCCGUCAUCUUUCGAUGGACGUGUUUCAACCUCUUUGGGAUCGAUACCAGGACCCCACCCAGCACGCUUGGUUUGAAUUCACCCAGCUGGCGUGCGAAGUCGAACUCGACAGGAACGGCCUCAUCAUCGUCGCCGGCUGUGGCGAGAUCGACGGCGAGACACGCAGCGGCGCCGUCGCCCACGCCGUCGUCGAGCACAACUGCGAAGCCCUCCUCAAACAGCCCAGCUUGCGUCCGCUACCGGUGCAGCGUCUCGUGCAAGCCUGGCGCCCCGAUGAAGUGGCCGAGCUCCCGGCUACGGCCGGCGCUAUUGAGAUGGCGAGCCGUCUGCCGGGGAUGUCGUCGAAGUAA